AUGGGGAUUAAUCAAAGCAAAAACACUGUUUGGAGGUGGGUAAACAAGGGGCCGAUCAGAGCGCAUUCUAGUGCUAUAAAGCCCGAUCUCACAGCCCCAAACAAGUUGUUGCGACUGCGAUUUUCACUAGAGUCAUUGGAAUUCGAUCGCAUUAUGUUGGCUUUGAAGUUUAAGGGUAUGGACAACACCAUUCACAUAGAUGAAAAGUGGUUCUACAUCACAAAUGCAGCAUAUAGAUUUUACCUAACACCGGCAGAGGGAGAUACUCACUGCACAUGCAAGAAUUCGGGGGAAUGCUUAUUUGAUGGGAAGAUUGGAAUCUUCCCAUUAAGAGAACAAGUUCCUGCCAAGAGAAACAGCAAAAACAGACCAGUGGGCACUAUGGAAACUAAGCCUAUUCAGUCCAUGACCAAGGAGGUCAUGAAGGGGUGCUUCAUAAACAAGGACUCAGACCCCAAUUUUAGGGCUGCAGUUACUGCUCAUGGAUUCGAUAUAAGAAUAGUUCAACAACCACCAAACAGUUCGGACACAAAUGUGAACGACUUGGGAUGGUUUAGAGCUAUUCAGAGCAUUCAAACUGAACAUGCGUGCUACAACUGUGAUGACCUUGUGAAGGCAGUUGAGAAAUCUUAUGCACAAUUAUCUCCGCAUACACUAAACAAAGUGUUUCUAAGUUUGCAGUCGUGUAUGGUGGAGAUAAUGAAACAAAGAGGUCAUAAUGCAUAUAAGAUCCCACACAUGGGGAAAGAUGCAUUAAUGAGAGAAAAUCAGCUACCAAGGGAUUUGGAGGUGUCUAUUCAUUUGGUGGAAGAGUGCAUUACCUACUUGACUGAAAAUGCACCAAUGCAUUUGGUGCAAGACCUUGUGGAGAAGUUGGGGUAUCCCUUUCCACAACAAGGGCUACUCAAUGAUUUCCUAGAGUUAGGAAUUUAG
Messenger RNA from Salvia miltiorrhiza (redroot sage), 933 nucleotides. RefSeq lists its product as uncharacterized. The transcript is spliced from 3 exons. The coding region runs from base 1 to 933 and encodes 310 amino acids. NCBI's taxonomy places the organism in Eukaryota, Viridiplantae, Streptophyta, Magnoliopsida, Lamiales, Lamiaceae. The record is from RefSeq and is a predicted model, not a curated record. Gene Ontology annotation, molecular function: nucleic acid binding.